Closterium sp. NIES-67 is the source of this 658-nucleotide messenger RNA. The record is from the annotation of a GenBank genome assembly. Lineage: Eukaryota; Viridiplantae; Streptophyta; Zygnematophyceae; Desmidiales; Closteriaceae.
AACUACCAAUGCACAUGACUGGAUUUGCUCCCAAUGUCACCGCUCACGCUGCAGACCUUACAACUCACUCACCUGACAUAACCGCUCAUGCUACUGACGUUACAACUCAUUCACCUGACGUGACCGCUCAUGCUACUGACGUUACAACUCAUUCUCCUGAUGUAACCGCUCAUACAGCUGACCUUACGACUCCUUCCCCUGACUUAACUGCUCACUCUGCUGACAUUACAACUCAUUCUCCUGAUAGCCACCCUACGGACCCUAUAGACGGGCACAACAGCAUGGUGAGCAGUGGCAGCAGCAUGAGCAUCGUAAGUAACAUAAGCAGCAUCAAUGGCUGCUUCAUGGAUCCAUGGCCGGAUACCUACACAGCAGCCAUCGGACAGCACCUGGAAGCUCCCUCUGCUGCUGGUGUGUGCCUAGAUGACCUGUACUUGGUACCAGAUGACGUCACCAAGGUCCCGGGCGGCAUCGGCAACAUGAGGGAGUGCCAAGUCAUCAUAGGGUUUGGAGAUUCAGAUCUGAUGCACUUGUUUGCUGCGCAUGGCUGCGAUGACAUGGAUCUUGUACUGUUUGAUUGCUCAUGCUAGGUGUUGCUUCAAAGCGGUGUAAAACUGUCGUGACGAUACUAUGUUAGUAAUCUUUUGCAUUAGGUUCA